Ananas comosus (pineapple) is the source of this 1226-nucleotide messenger RNA. Its product is annotated as probable pectinesterase 68. Gene Ontology annotation, molecular function: pectinesterase activity. The record is from RefSeq and is a predicted model, not a curated record. Bases 63 to 1106 code for a protein of 347 amino acids. Gene Ontology annotation, biological process: cell wall modification. NCBI's taxonomy places the organism in Eukaryota, Viridiplantae, Streptophyta, Magnoliopsida, Poales, Bromeliaceae. The transcript has 5 exons.
CAAAGACCCUAGUACUCCGCAUCUCUCUCUCUCUCUCUCUCUCUCUCUCUCUCUCUCGGAACAUGGGUCUUAGAAUUUUGUACUUCCUCUUCACGUUUCUACUGCUCCUUUUAUCCCGUUCAAGUUGCUGCGAUCUCAACUCGACCACCGCCACGAAGCACCGCCACAGAUGGGUCGAGCCGACGGUCGCGCGCACCGUCGUGGUCGAUGCUGCAGGGUCCGGCGAUUUCCUUUCAGUCCAAAAGGCCGUCGAUUCGAUCCCGGAGAACAACACGAUUCGCGUCGUUAUACAAAUCAAACCUGGGUCCUAUAUAGAGAAGGUGGUUGUGCCUGUGACGAAGCCGUAUGUGACAUUUCAAGGGGCGGGGCGGGACGUGACGUCGAUCGAGUGGCACGACCGGGCAGGAGACCGGGGGCCGGACGGGCAGCAGCUGAGGACCUACAACACGGCUUCUGUAACGGUUUUAGCUAAUUAUUUCGCUGCUAGGAAUAUCAGCUUCAAGAACACAGCUCCGGCACCACUUCCGGGGAUGGAAGGGUGGCAAGCAGCGGCGUUCCGAAUCUCCGGAGACAAGGCGUACUUCUCCGGCUGCGGCUUCUACGGCGCGCAGGACACCCUCUGCGACGACGCCGGCCGCCACUACUUCAAGGACUGCUACAUCGAGGGCUCCAUCGACUUCGUUUUCGGCAAUGGAAGAUCCAUGUACAAGGAUUGCGAGCUCCAUUCGAUAGCGAACCAGUUCGGGUCCAUUGCGGCCCAAGACCGGAACUCGGCAUGCGAGCGGACCGGGUUCGCAUUUGUGAACUGCAGGGUCACAGGAACCGGGAAAUUGUACGUGGGCCGGGCCAUGGGCCAGUACUCGAGGAUCGUCUUCGCGUACACCUACUUCGACGACGUGAUCGCGCCCGGAGGUUGGGACGAUUGGGACCAUACCAGCAACAAGAACAAGACGGUGUUCUUCGGAUUAUACAAGUGCUGGGGACCUGGCGCUGGCGCGGUGCACGGUGUGCCGUGGGCGCGAGAGCUCGAUUUCGCGACGGCGCGGCCUUUCCUCGUUAAGAGCUUCGUCAAUGGGAGGCACUGGCUUAACCCUUCAGAUGCCUGAGCUUCAACCAUAUCUUGCGACUAGUCCCGCAGACAUUGUUAAACUCACCCAGCAGAGUCUACAAAUUCAUUUGAUUCUUGUAUACGAACACUAAAAAAGUAGCAGAUACAUUUGAUUCUU